Messenger RNA from Tupaia belangeri chinensis (Chinese tree shrew), 4287 nucleotides. RefSeq names its product kinesin family member 4A (gene KIF4A). Gene Ontology annotation, molecular function: microtubule motor activity; ATP binding; microtubule binding. Lineage: Eukaryota; Metazoa; Chordata; Mammalia; Scandentia; Tupaiidae. Gene Ontology annotation, biological process: mitotic spindle organization; microtubule-based movement; spindle elongation. The transcript is spliced from 31 exons. Gene Ontology annotation, cellular component: microtubule associated complex. The coding region runs from base 109 to 3810 and encodes 1233 amino acids. The record is from RefSeq and is a predicted model, not a curated record.
UGUAACCGAUUUGAAACUUGGCGGUUAAAGCUCUGACUGAAACAGGGCGGCAGAAGACCUGAGGAGACCGGGGAAGGGACAUUUAGUUCGAGACGUUGCGGAGGUAGGAUGAUGAAGGACGAGGUGAAGGCGAUUCCUGUAAGAGUGGCACUACGUUGUCGCCCUCUGGUUCCCAAAGAGAUUAGCGAAGGCUGCCAGAUGUGCCUUUCCUUCGUGCCGGGAGAGCCGCAGGUGGUGGUUGGUACAGAUAAAUCCUUUACCUACGAUUUUGUGUUUGACCCCUCUACUGAACAGGAAGAAGUCUUCAAUACAGCAGUAGCACCACUUAUAAAAGGCAUAUUUAAAGGAUAUAAUGCUACAGUCCUGGCCUAUGGACAGACUGGCUCUGGAAAAACCUAUUCAAUGGGAGGUGCAUACACUGCGGAGCAAGAAAAUGAACCAACAGUCGGUGUCAUUCCUAGGGUAAUACAACUGCUCUUCAAAGAAAUUAAUAGAAAGAGUGACUUUGAAUUUACUCUGAAAGUGUCUUACUUGGAGAUCUACAAUGAGGAAAUUUUGGACCUUCUAUGUCCAUCUCGUGAGAAAGCCACUCAAAUAAAUAUACGGGAGGAUCCUAAGGAAGGCAUAAAGAUUGUGGGACUCACUGAGAAGACUGUUUUAGUUGCCCUGGAUACUGUUUCCUGUUUGGAGCAGGGCAAUAACUCUAGGACUGUGGCCUCAACAGCUAUGAACUCCCAGUCAUCUCGAUCUCAUGCUAUCUUCACAAUCUCCAUAGAGCAAAGAAAGAAAAAUGACAAGAAUAGCAGCUUUCGCUCCAAGCUGCAUCUUGUAGACCUUGCUGGAUCUGAAAGGCAGAAGAAAACCAAAGCUGAAGGGGAUCGUCUAAAAGAGGGUAUUAAUAUUAACCGAGGCCUCCUAUGCUUGGGAAAUGUAAUCAGUGCUCUUGGAGAUGACAAAAAGGGUGGCUUUGUCCCCUACAGAGAUUCCAAGUUGACUCGACUGCUUCAAGAUUCUCUAGGAGGUAAUAGUCAUACUCUUAUGAUAGCCUGUGUGAGUCCUGCUGACUCCAAUCUAGAGGAAACACUAAAUACCCUUCGCUAUGCUGACAGAGCAAGAAAAAUCAAGAACAAACCUGUUAUUAAUAUUGAUCCCCAGACAGCUGAACUGAAUCAUCUAAAGCAACAGGUACAACAGCUACAGGUCAUGUUGCUACAAGCCCACGGAGGUACCCUGCCUGGAUCUAUAAAUGUGGAACCAUCAGAAAAUCUGCAAUCCCUGAUGGAGAAAAAUCAGUCCCUGGUAGAGGAAAAUGAAAAAUUAAGUCGUGGUCUGAGCGAGGCAGCUGGGCAGACAGCCCAAAUGUUGGAGAGGAUCAUUUUGACAGAGCAAGCGAAUGAGAAAAUGAACGCCAAGCUAGAAGAGCUCAGGCGGCAUGCGGCCUGCAAACUGGAUCUUCAAAAGCUAGUAGAGACUUUGGAAGACCAGGAAUUAAAAGAAAAUGUAGAGAUCAUUUGUAACCUGCAGCAAGUGAUUACCCAGAUAUCGGAUGAAACUGUUGCUUGCAUAACUACAACCAUUGAUACUGCAGUAGAACCAGAAGCUCAAGUAGAAAUGAGUCCAGAGACUAGCAGGUCUUCUGAUGCUUUCACCACUCAGCAUGCUUUACGUCAAGCUCAAAUGUCUAAGGAGCUAGUUGAGUUAAAUAAAGCCCUUGCACUGAAAGAGGCCCUGGCUAGGAAGAUGACUCAAAAUGACAGCCAACUACAGCCUAUUCAGUUCCAGUACCAGGAUAACAUAAAAAAUUUAGAAUUGGAAGUCAUCAAUUUACAAAAGGAAAAGGAAGAAUUGAUUCUUGAACUUCAAACAGCAAAAAAGGAUGUCAACCAAGCCAAGUUGAGCGAGCGCCGCCGCAAACAUCUCCAGGAACUGGAGAGUCAAAUAGCUGAUCUGAAGAAAAAACUGAAUGAACAGUCCAAACUUCUGAAACUGAAGGAAUCCACAGAGCAUACUGUAUCCAAACUGAACCAGGAGAUACAGAUGAUGAAAAACCAGCGGGUUCAGUUAAUGCGUCACAUGAAAGAAGAUGCUGAGAAGUUUACAAAGUGGAAACAACAAAAAGACAAAGAAGUAAUCCAGUUAAAAGAACGAGACCGUAAGAGGCAAUAUGAGCUGCUUAAACUUGAAAGAAACUUCCAGAAACAGUCCAAUGUGCUAAGACGUAAAACUGAGGAGGCAGCAGCUGCCAACAAACGCCUCAAGGAUGCUCUCCAAAAACAACAGGAGGUGGCAGAUAAACGGAAAGAGACUCAGAACCGUGGAAUGGAAGGCACUGCAGCUAGAGUAAAGAAUUGGCUUGGAAAUGAAAUUGAGGUUAUGGUUAGUACUGAGGAAGCCAAACGCCAUCUGAAUGACCUUCUUGAAGACAGAAAGAUCCUGGCUCAAGAUCUAGCUCAACUCAAAGAAAAAAGGGAGUCUGGGGAGAAUCCACCUCCUAAACUCCGGAGGCGCACAUUCUCACUUGCUGAGCUACAUGGUCAAGUUUCAGAGUCAGAGGAUUCUAUUACAAAGCAGAUUGAAAGCCUAGAAACUGAAAUGGAACUCAGGAGUGCUCAGAUCGCUGACCUGCAGCAGAAGCUACUGGAUGCAGAAAGUGAAGACAGGCCAAAACAACGCUGGGAAAAUAUUGCUACCAUUUUAGAAGCCAAGUGUGCCCUGAAAUAUUUAAUUGGAGAGCUGGUCUCUUCCAAAAUACAGGUCAGCAAGCUUGAAAGCAGCCUGAAACAGAGCAAGGCCAGCUGUGCUGACAUGCAGAAGAUGCUGUUUGAGGAACGACAUCAUUUUGCUGAGAUAGAAACAGAGUUACAAGCUGAUAUGGUCAGAAUUGAGCAACAGUGCCAGGAGAAGGUGCUGUACCUUCUCAACCAGCUGCAGCAAAGCCAGAUGGCAGAGAAGCAGCUAGAGGAGUCAGUCAGUGAAAAGGAACAGCAGCUUCUGAGCACACUGAAGUGUCAGGAUGAAGAACUUGAGAAGAUGCGAGGAGUGUGUGAGCAAAAUCAACAGCUUCUCCAAGAGAAUGAAAUCAUCAAGCAGAAGCUGACUCUUCUUCAAGUAGCCAGCAGACAGACACCUCAUCUUCCUAAGGAUACUCUUCUAUCUCCAGACUGUUCUUUUGAAUAUAUACCACCUAAGCCAAAACCUUCCCGUGUUAAAGAAAAGUUCCUGGAGCAAACCAUGGACAUCGAGGAUCUAAAAUAUUGCUCAGAACAUUCUGUAAUUGAGCAUGAUGAAUGUGAUGGUGAUGCUGAUGAUGGAGAUGAUGAGGAAUGGAAGCCAACAAAAUUGGUUAAGGUGUCCAGGAAAAACAGCCAAGGGUGUUCCUGCAAGGGCUGGUGUGGGAACAAGCAGUGUGGGUGCAGGAAGCAAAAGUCAGACUGUGGUGUGGACUGCAGCUGUGACCCCAACAAAUGUCGGAACCGCCAACCAGACAAGGAUAGCUUGGGCACUGUUGAACGGACCCAGGAUUCUGAAGGCUCCUUCAAACUAGAGGAUCCUACAGAGGUGACGCCAGGAUUGAGCUUCUUUAACCCUGUCUGUGCCACUCCCAAUAGCAAGAUCCUGAAAGAGAUGUGUGAUACAGAACAGGUGAUGUUAAAGAAGGCUCCGGCUCCCUCCUUUAGCCUCCUAGAGUCAAAACAUGUAGCUACAGAAUCCCAAGAAAAUAAGGCUCCAGGGAAGAAAAAGAAACGAGCUCUGGCCAGCAACACCAGCUUCUUCUCUGGCUGCUCCCCUAUUGAAGAAGAGGCCAACUAAAGUUGGAGUUUCCAUCUCUACCCCCAGUUUGGCUUGGAAGAUUCUUCAGGUUGAACCCAGGAGGGGUUUUAAAAUAAUUUAUCUGGAUUUUAGGUUUCUUGGAUUGAAAAAAUGAACAAAGAAUUACUGUGGCAAAGGGAACCUUUGUUGGAUGUUGGCCCUCACCCUCCAGGCCCCCAGCCCAGCUUCUGCUCUCUCUUCUCCAGAAACUGGCUAGAACAUCUACUGAAGAGAGAACCAACUGAGCUUCCUAAUGACUCAUUGGAAACCAUUCCCCCAGUAUGAUCUAGUUCAUUCUUUUUUGUGACCAGUUAUAGCUGUCUUCAGACUGAGGCCAAACUGUUCUUAUCUCUAGAUUGUAUUAGCUUGGAAUCCAGGCUCAAAUCCUUCACCCCACCUCAUGAAUGGGAUUAGGGGCACUCCUGCCAUGACCCUCUGGAUUUCCAGUGUUUGAACAGUACCCUUAAUUAAUUAUUU